AUCUUUUUACUCUCUAAAGAAAAAAAAAAAAAAAAAAAAUGUCAGAGAGCUGUAACUCACGCCACUUCUCAUGGCUCAUGAAAUCCUGCUUUCCCAAUCCAAAUGACAACAAAUCCAUCACUCCCCUUCACAAAUCUAACCAUUUCACCCUCUCCACCGCUGCCUUCACCACCACUAUCUCCUCUCUCCCCGACGACCUUCUCUUAGAAUGUCUUUCAAGAGUUCCCUCUUCUUCUUUGCCUUCACUGUCCCUCGUUUGCCGCCGCUGGUCCCUCCUCCUCCUCUCCCCUUCUUUCUUCAACCUCCGCCGUCACCGCAACCGCCUCCACUCCACUCUUUUUGCCGUUUUUCUCUCCGCUUCCAUUCCCACUUCCACUCUCUCCACCGCCACUCUUUCUUUACCCGAACAACAACACUUGGGCACGUCAUGGCAACGCGAUUCUGAUCUCAAAACCGAUUCCAUUUUCUUGGGAAACUCGAAUUUACUUCAUGGGUUCUUCUCCCAAGCACGGCUCGCUGCCAUUGGACCCAAAAUUUACAUCAUUGGCAAGAACGUCACACUUGUUUACGAUACUUGGACUAAAACUAUAACUCCAAGAUCGCCCAUGUCGUUUCCGAGGAAAAAGUUCGGUUGCGCUGUCGUUUUUGGGAAAAUCUACGUUGCCGGCGGCUCUUCGCGAGCUGAACCCACUGUCGACGAGUACGAUCCCGGUACGGACACUUGGCGCGUGGUAGUCCACGCGCCUCGACGCCGGUACGGGUGCUUGGGGGCUUCGGUGGACGGAGUUUUUUAUGUGAUUGGUGGAUUGAAGAUCUGCUGCGCUGCUACGGCUGGAACGGAGGCGCACGUGUACGCCAGCUCGAUGGAUUUGUAUGAUGUGAAGUCACGCGCGUGGUUGAGAAGCCGUACGGUGCCGGGCGGUGGCUGUGUGGUGGCGGCAUGUGCGGCCAUGGGACACGUUUAUGUUCUCACCAGUCAUGCAGUGGAACUCUCCUUGUGGAGAUUCGACGCGCGUAGGAACACGGCCGGGUUCGGCGAGUGGAGUAGGAUCAAGAGACCGCCGUUUCCGCCUCAAGUAAGGCUGGACAACACGGUGAAAUUCAGCUGCGUCGGCGCCGGAGACAAAGUGGUUUUGGUUCAAGUGAUUGGCUGUAUCGAUGACUUGUUACACGGAAGCGCGAGGAACACGAGGGGCUUGAGAGAAGGGCUUGUUUUGAUAUACGAGACGGUGGGGCAAUGUUGGAGUAGGGGACCAGAUCUGCCGGACGUGAUACGACGCGCCGCUGUGGUGAAUGUGGAAUGGUGAAGGAGCGAAAGUUGCGAAGGGCCUGAGAAAAGGGGUUGUUUUGAUAUACGCGCCGCCGUGGUGAAGGUGGGGAAAGUUGUGGGGGAUGGUGUAGUUUGGAUAGGAGACAAAAAUGAUUGUAGUAACGUGAUUAUUACUGUAAGCGUAAGGAGAAAAGUGGUAUUUGGAGGAGUUGAUUGGGCGUUGGGUUUGUAUUGAAAUUAUUGAUUGUCUCAUUUUAUGGUUUUGCAUGAUGAUAUUUUAUUCGACUUAUGUCAAAACGAUGCUUCUAUGUUUAGUCCAAUGUUUACAUAUAUUUUAUUGAUAUU
This is a messenger RNA of Pistacia vera, 1615 nucleotides long. RefSeq names its product F-box/kelch-repeat protein At5g26960-like. The transcript has a single exon. The record is from RefSeq and is a predicted model, not a curated record. Gene Ontology annotation, molecular function: protein binding. Bases 39 to 1307 code for a protein of 422 amino acids. NCBI's taxonomy places the organism in Eukaryota, Viridiplantae, Streptophyta, Magnoliopsida, Sapindales, Anacardiaceae.